This is a messenger RNA of Westerdykella ornata, 1591 nucleotides long. RefSeq names its product RNA-binding domain-containing protein. Lineage: Eukaryota; Fungi; Ascomycota; Dothideomycetes; Pleosporales; Sporormiaceae. The transcript is spliced from 7 exons. Gene Ontology annotation, cellular component: cytoplasm; nucleus. Bases 1 to 1428 code for a protein of 475 amino acids. Gene Ontology annotation, molecular function: mRNA binding. The record is from RefSeq and is a predicted model, not a curated record.
AUGAGCUACGAAGCUGAUAGCUAUGACCAGCGCGACUCGGGUCGUGAUCGUUCCCCCCGUCGUCGAUCCCGCUCACCGCGUCGUUCCCGUCGCUCCUACUCACCUCGCAGCCGGUCGCGAAGCCGGGACGACUAUCGCCGCAGUGACCGACGUUCGCGUUCGCCUGUGAGCGGUGCCCAGGGCACGGGAGGUUAUCAGUCGUACGGAGCUGGUCGUGGAAGUUCAUCGCGCGCCGACGGUGCAAAGGAGAGCGGCAUGCAGAGCGUCAGGGAAAACUCCCAACAGGACCGACGUGUCUAUGUUGGCAACUUGUCCUACGAUGUGAAGUGGCAUCACCUGAAGGAUUUCAUGAGACAGGCCGGUGAGGUCCUCUUCGCGGACGUGCUGCUACUUCCGAACGGAAUGUCAAAGGGCUGUGGCAUCGUGGAAUAUGCAACUCGGGAGCAGGCGCAGAACGCCGUGGCGACGCUCAGCAACCAGAAUUUGAUGGGCCGACUGGUCUAUGUCCGCGAAGAUCGAGAGGCGGAGCCUCGAUUCAGCACGCCGGGUGCCUCGCGCGGAGGUUUUGACGGCGGUAUGAUGCGUGGCGGAUACGGAGGGCCUGGUAUGGGUUAUGGUGGUCCCCAAGGAGGCGGCAGCCGGCAGGUCUAUGUCGCUAACCUUCCGUUCAACGUGGGUUGGCAAGAUCUCAAGGACCUCUUCCGCCAAGCAGCGCAACAUGGCUCUGUCCUUCGUGCCGAUGUCCAUGUCGCUCCCGAUGGUCGUCCCAAGGGUUCCGGCAUCGUCGCUUUCGAGUCCCCUGAAGACGCCCGCAAUGCCAUCCAACAAUUCAACGGUUAUGAUUGGCAAGGCCGCACCCUCGAAGUUCGUGAGGACCGUUUCGCCGGCGCACCCGGUGGCUUCGGUGGCCGCGGAGGUUUUGGUGGCCGCGGGGGCUUCGGAGGAGGGUUUGCCGGUCGUGGUGGCUUCGGGGGACGUGGUGGCUAUGGAGGCUUCGGCGGUCGCGGCGGUUAUGGAGGUGGAAUGGGUGGCUAUGGGGGCGGCUUCGACGCCGGUGCCGGGGUCUCCAACCCGCCAAACCCCUUCACGGACUUUGCCACUUCUGGUGGAGAGCCUAGCCAGACAAUCUACGUUCGCAACCUUCCCUGGUCGACUAGCAAUGAGGACCUGGUCGAGCUGUUCACGACUAUUGGCAAAGUCGAACGUGCCGAGAUCCAGUAUGAACCCAAUGGACGCUCCCGCGGGACCGGCGUCGUUGAGUUCGAGAAGCAAUCGGAUGCUGAAACCGCUAUUGCCAAGUUCACGGGCUACCAGUAUGGCGGCCGUCCCUUGGGCCUGAGUUUCGUCAAGUACACCAACCAAGGCGGUGGAGAUGCGAUGGAAGGUACCGAGGCGACUGGCGGUCUCACGCAAGAUCAGAUUAUGUGAGGGGUGGGCAGUUCGGGCGUGUUCGAUACAUGUUUAGGUUUGCAUUUCCCACAUGUCGGAUGCAUUUGAUUGGGACUCACCGUCCUCUUCAAUUUGUCUAAGGCGGUUUGGCUGACACGGUUCAUCUCAGACAACUGAGGUCAAAAGAGAUUCCAGACUGUGA